CACAGUGUUGCUGCACCUCCACGGAAGUAUGUGUGUGCUCAGGGUAAAAGAGCGAUUGUAAGUGGGUAUCCCUCUGAAGUUUAGCAAUACACAUCCCCAGCUUGAUAGGGAGGUUAUGACACAUUGUCCAUCUGUGUCCCAAAGUGACAGGAGCCAUGAAGCUUCGGCUGCACUUUGUGAUGGACCCCAUGGGCUGGUUCUGCACCAGUAUGGUUUUCGCCAUCUGGCUCUACAACUCCUUCUUCGUCCCCAAGUUGGUGCUACUGCCCCAUUUCUAUGAGGGGAAUAUCCCUUGGGCCUUGGUUGUCAGUUACUACUUAGCAUCAGCCCUCUGUAUGGCUGCACUUUUUAGAGCUUCUACAGCAGAUCCUGGCCGACUCCCACCCGACCCUCACAUCCCUCACUCAGAGCGAGAGCAGUGGGAAAUGUGUACCAAGUGCAACAUGAGGAGACCAAAAAGGUCCCACCACUGCAGCCGUUGUGGCCAUUGUGUACGUAGAAUGGACCACCACUGUCCAUGGAUCAAUAAUUGUGUAGGGGAGGACAACCACUGGCUCUUCUUGCAACUCUGUUUUUAUACACAGGUCCUCAGUUUGUUCACCCUGGUUCUAGACUUCUGCCAGUUCUAUUACUUCCAGCCCUUGACCACAUUGGACCAGGAGGCAUUCAUGGCACGUCAUGAGCUCGCCCUGAUCCGUGUGUCUGCGAUCAUGGGUCUGGUGAUGAUCGGAGGCAUGAGCAGCCUCUUCUAUACUCAGAUGGCUGGCAUCCUGACAGACACCACCACCAUUGAGAAAAUGUCUCACUUCUCAAAUGAAAUAGGUGGGUCUGGUGGUGGGUCAAAGAAAUCCUGGCAGCGGACUCUGGCCGAGGUGUUUGGCACUACCUGGAAAAUCCUGUGGUUCAUCCCGUUGAGGAGCAGGCAACCACUGACCUUUCCCCACCACUUCCGCAGUCAUGUGUAGAUAAGUGGAGCUCUGUCCCACUUCAGUCCAGACGGUAGGCUGCCAUCUCCGACAGAGAAUACACUAUGCACACUCUCAGCACCCCCCACCUGCCUUCACCUCCCUGUUUUGUGCCAGCUAAGCUGGUUGGUAGUAUUGGUUGGCCAGUGGAUACCUUUUCGUCUUUUCCUAAAGGAAUCACAUUGAAAGUGCUUGAACUGGGUCACAAACUUCUGCCACAGUCGAGAGACAUUUUACCAAGUGCAACCUAAUGCCCUCCCUUAUACUUAAUACUAGGGGCUCCAUUGUUCUCUGUUGUUACAUUGAGGGAACCACUUUAAGGGGAAAUUGUUUUUUAAAGGAAACUUUGACAAAAGGGAAAUCCCUAAGAACUACAAGUUGAUUGUAGGGCCAUGUAGACCUUCAAACGAUGCUAACUCUAACUCAAUAGCCAAUAGACAGCCAAUUAAAAAAUAUAUAUAAUUUGUGCCUUCUUCUUGGGACUUAUGGUCCAUUCAUGUGUCAUAAAUCAACAGUUUCUGCUGUUGUCUGGUGGGCUGUGGCCUGUUGUUUUCAAGAUAAAAAAUGAAAUUUUUUAGUCAAUCUCCCAAGUGGUUUGUAUACUUGCCUUUUACAGAAGGCUAUACAAGUAAUUAUUUUGGUUAGAAGUUGGAUAUCAAGUGGUGGGCAAAUUGGUUUGUGGAUUGCUAUAAAAAAGAGUAGUUCCAUGAUUGAACUGCAUUCCAUAAUGAUAUUGUAAAAGAGUUCCUCUGCGUGACUUUUUUACCCAUAUUUUUUAAAGAAUGUGUUAUGAUGCUCCUACCAAAAAGAAAUGCCACUAGUAACACCUGAUUUGAACGAUGUUAUAAUGCCUCGUACAGAAGGUAAACUUAAAGUUGCCAUGAAACUCAUUAUGUGUCGCAUCUUUGAUAAUUGCUCCAUGAACUUUUUUAUGAAGGGUUUGAAGGAGAAUUUACUCACCUGGCUAAAUAAAGUUAUAUUAUAUUCUAUUAUUAUUAUAUUAUGCGCUGAAACACAAGGUUUAGUGUACCACAGAUCAGGGGUGCAACUUCCACUGGGGACGGGGGGGGGGACAUACCACCCCCCCGACACAUACUGAAGUUGCAUUUUCCCCCCCCCCCAUUUUAUAAUUGGAAUGUGAUACAAAACGAGGUAACGGUGGGCUUUAGGACCGUGCGACGCCUCCGAGCGGUCGGAUCGGUUGUUUGGAGUGUUUAUCAUACCUCAUUUUUUUUAUUUUUAUCUAAUAAUAAUAAUGUCCCCCCACUUCUAAAACCCAACGUUGUGCCCAUGCCACAGAAAUAUGGUAGAGACCGGCAAUGAAGGAGACCUUUGCUUGCAACAUGACUGUCUGUCAUGCAUCAUUUUUCCAUAAACUAGCGUGACGCCUAAUAAUAUCUAUAAUGUCAUCCUUAUGACAGUGUUACGCAGGCCUUAUGACAGUUACGCAGGCCUUAUGACAGUUACGCGGGCCUUAUGACAGUUACGCAGGCCUUAUGAUAGUAUUAUGCAGGCCUUAUGACAGGGUUCAAGUAAAGCGUUACCCAAAUAUCUUACUGUCAAAGUUGGUAGUUGAAUUUCUUAGCCGUCGCAACUCAGUUGCACUGUUUGUUUCUGUAGUUCAGUUGGUAGAGCAUGGCACUUGCAAUGCCAGGAUAGUGGGUACAAUUCCCGGGACACCCGUACGUAAAAUGUAUGCACGCAUGACUGUAAGUCACUUUGGAUUAGGCGUCUGCUAACUGGUAUAUAUUUUAUUUAUUAUAUAGUAUAAAUAAAUAAAAAAGUACAAAUGUGUGCACUAUUCACAUACUGUACCUUACAAAAUUGGUUGAUAGAUAGCUAAUUACGUAUCGAGCUACAGGGCUUUAACAACCAACUAUGACUUAUUUUGUAUCAACAGUGGUAACCGUGUCUUUAUCUUCCACUUUCAUUACCAUCAAUUAGACAAACAUCACAGAGUCUUUGUUCAUCCAUUUUAAAAACAUUUUUGCUUCUUGCUUUUUCAAACCUCCACACUGCCUAAAGCCAAAUGAUUUAACCUUACCAAUGACCACAGACUAAGACUAAAAAUGUCACAAUGAACUGUAUCAACAUUAAUUUCAGGGUAUACCAAAUAGAUGUAUUUAUAUUUAUCUGCUGUUGUACACUUGGUUGUAACAUUGUUCAUAAAUCCUCCUCCUACUAAAUAUACACUGAUAUACUGUACCUCUGUGUAUUUUUUUGUACACAUUCCACUUUAUUUUUCUACUCAAGUUUUCUUUUGUUUUUAUGUACAUGUUUUCAUGACUGUUGAGUCGAUUUACUUUUGAUAAUUUGAAUGUAUGAUACUAACUUUGAGUUUUCUGAACCUAGUGUGACUUAAUUAACCCUAUCAGUCCCGAGACCCCAGCAAAAAUUUGAUUUAAAUGUAUCUGCAUGUACAACCCUUAUGUUAUCAGGGCUACAAGUAGAAAACAAAACUAUUUGACAUAAAUAGUUGCAUUCAUGAGUUUUAUUGACAAAUGUAAAAAAAUAAAUGAUAAUAAUCAUCCAAAGCAAAAAGCUGAUAUAAAUGAAUGUAUAUGAACACUGUAAGUGCAGAAAUUGUUUGCUUACUGGGAAAUUAAUAUCCAACUCAUCAGUGACAACUCUUUGGAGUUUGAUAGCAACUAUGAGCUUGUUACAGUAGUAUAGACACUAUGCCCUGGGAUUUCCUAUGAUCUUCUAUGUAGAAGAACCCCUUAGCUUCUAAUGACUCUUGUGUAACAUGUGGGCAUCACAGAGCAAAACAUUUUACACGUGCGUGUUUGUAAGAGUUUUGGCUUUUCAUGGGCAGCUUUCAAUCGUUUUUAUAGCUCAAACUAUUCGGACUCAUUUUUGUAAAAAGAACCGGUCCGAGCCCCCUCGGGAUCCGCCCUUGUCUCACAACACAGCUCUAGUCAGCCCCUGUUAAUCACACAGACUUCUGGUAUCUACGGAUGCAGAAGAAAUAGAUUAAACCAAUGGUGAAACCCAGAAGUCUGUAGCUCAAACACAAUAUGUUUAAAAGGGUCUAGAAGUCCAAAACGCCCCGGGCUUUACGGUGGGACUCAUUAGGUUAGUGGAAUCUCAGAACACUGUUUAUGUUAGUAUCAAGACAUUGAUUGAUGUUGACUUGUUUUCAUGUUAAUUGUGAGGACAGCUGCUGUCAAUUGUCUGUCAUACUUGUAGUUUCUUUGAUUGUUCGUAAAUGGUAGUGGACACUGAAUUCUUUCUUUUUUAUAACAAUAUUGUCUUUCAUUUUAAUUUCCUGGUUGGCAUUGUGUUGAUUUGUAUGUUUUAUACUUCAUACUUUCUUCAUCAUAUAGUAUGCAUUAUAUAUAGGAUAAGGGGAAUGUUAAUGUUGCAUUAAUGCAAAGUACAUGUUUUUCGUUUACACUUGAAGUAUCUGUCAAUGCAUUGCACAUCACCAAUAGGAGUUCUACCAACAACUGUCUUGAACCAUAGAUGUAUUUAAAAAAAAAUAUUUGUUAACACUGCAACUGUUGCUUACAGAAUCACCAACCUACUUUGGCGUCUAACAAGGGCCUUUUGUGAGGAUCUGUAUCCUCACUAUGUCCCACAGGGCUCAGUGCUGAGUCCCCUGCUGUUCUCCAUGUACAGUGCCUUCAGAAAGUAUCACACCCCGGGACUUUACAAAGUGGGAUUCAAUAAUUGUCUUUUUUUUUGUCAACGAUCUACACAAAAUACUCUGUCAAACUGGGGGAAAAAGUAUACCAUUUGUAUAAAUAAAAAAAUUGAUAUAUAAUAGAAAAUAAUAAUAAAACUGUAAUAUCUUGCUUAGAUAAGUAUUCAACCCCCUGAGUUAAUACAUGUUAGAAUCACCUUUGUCAUUGAUUACAGCUGUGAGUCCUUCUGGGUAAGUCUCUUAGAGCUUUCCACACCUUGAUUCUGCAACAUUUGCCCAUUUUGUUAUUUUCAAAAUUCUUUAAGCACUGUCAAAUUAGUUAUUGAUCAUUGCUUGACAACCAUUUUCAGGUCUUGCCAUAAAUUUUACUACAGAUUUAAGUCAAAACUGUAACUCAGCCACUCAGGAACAUUCACUGUCUAUUUGGUAAACAACUCCAGAGUAGAUUUGGGCUUGUGUUUUAGAUUAUUGUCCUGCAAAAAGGUGAAUUCAUCUCCCAGUGUCUGGUGGAAAGCAGACUGAACCAGGUUUUCCUCUAGGAUUUUGCCUGUGCUUAGCUCCAUCCCCAUUUCUUUUUUUAUAUUGAAAAACUCCCCAGUCCUUAACCAUUACAAGCAUACCCAUAACAUGAUGCAGCCACCAUUAUGCUUGAACAUAUGGAUACUGGUUCUCAGUAAUGCGUUGUAUUGGAUUUGUCCCAAACAUAACACUUUUUGUUCAGGACAAAAAGUUAAUUGCUUUGCCAAAUGUUAUGCACUGUUACUUUAGUGCCUUGUUAAAACCAGAUGCAUGUUUUGAAAUCUUUUUUUAUUCUGAGCAGGCUUCCUUCUUUUCACUCUUUAAAUUAGGUAAGUAUUGUGGAGUAACUACAAUGUUGUUGAUCCAUCCUCAGUUUUCUCCCAUCACAGCCAUUAAACUCUGUAACUGUUUUGAAGUCACCAUUGGCCUCUUGGUGAAAUCCCUGAGCGUUUUCCUUCAUCUCCAGCAACUGAGUUAGGAAGGCCGCCUGUAUCUUUGUAGUGACUGGGUGUAUUGAUACACCAUCCAAAGUGUAAUUAAUAACUUCAUCAUGCUCAAUGUCUAUUAUUUUUGUAGUUAUUUUUACCCAUCUACCACUAGGUGCCCUUCUUUGUGAGGCAUUGGUAAACCUCCCUGGUCUUUGUGGUUUAAUCUGUGUUUGAAAUGUACUGCUCGACUGAGGGAUCCUACAGAUAAUUGUAUGUGUGUGCGACGGAGAUGAGGUAGUCAAUGAAAAAAAUUAUAAUAAUGUUAACCACUUAUUACACACAAUGAGUCCAUGCAUCUUAUGUCCCUUGUUAAGCACACAUUUACUCCUGAACUUAUUUAGGCUUUAGGUAUUCAACAAAGGGGUUGAAUACUUAUUGACUGAAGACAUUUGGUCCCGUGUGGCUCAGUUGGUAGAGCAUGGCGCUUGCAACGCCAGGGUUGUGGGUUCAAUUCCCACGGGGGGACCAGGAUGAAUAUGUAUGAACUUUCCAAAUUUGUAAGUCGCUCUGGAUAAGAGCGUCUGCUAAAUGACUUAAAUGUAAUGUAAAUGUAAUUUCAGCUUUAGAUUUUUUAUUAAUUUGUAAACAUUUCAAGAAGCAGAAUUCCACUUUGACAUUAUGGGGUGUAGUGUGUAGGCCAGUAACACAAAAUCUAAAUGUAAUCCAUUUUAAAACCAGGCUGUAACACAACAAAAUGUGGAAAAAGUAGGGGGUGUGAAUACUUUCUGAAGUCACUGUAGGGGCCAAUUCUGACCAAACCCUCCCCCCUAACUUAAUCACUUGUGAUGGUGUGUUGUCUUAUGUCAUGUAAUGUACCAGUUCUGCUGUAGUCAUUGGACUUCCUACUACUGCACUCCAUUAUGUGCCUUGAUGUUGAGAUUUUGCACUUUUUAUUUUGUUUUGGUAAGGAAAUUGGCAUUAACAUUUGCCAUUGACAUGGAUCUACUUAAAUGUUUUAUUUUAUUUUGUUGUUUAACCUCCUUAUUAGAAUCAACUUUUAAUAACUUGCUCUAGAUAAGAGUACCUCCGCCUGAAUGACUAAAAUGUAGGAAAAACUAGCAAGGAGAGACCACGUUAAGUCUAUUGUAGUUUAAAAUCGAAUUUAAUUGGCAUAGAUGAGUCACGCACGUUCAAAGAUAAACAUUUACACAUUGUUUGCUGCUCUUAUAUUUAAAAAAUAAGCUGUAAUAUUCCACGGUUAGAGAUUUCAGCUUGAAGGACCAAAGUUGUGCUGACUCGUACGUUUUGUUAUUUGAUUCUCAUUAGGCCUUUUGUGCGGCAACAACUUUUGUUUCUCAGUGUAAUUAGGGAGAAUGCAUGUGUUGUGCAUAUAGCAUUUCUAUCUUCCUGACUGUUGUGUAAUGAAUUGGACUCUAACCGGACAUCAAGACAUACACUUGGGGGAUGUAUUAGAAUUUAUAGAGGCUUGAAGCUUAAUAAGCUUUUGUCCUCAAGAGGUUGCAAUAAGCUGGAAUUGAGUUUAACUGUAUCUCAAUUACUCUACUCAAUGCUGAUGUCUCCAUACACAACAUAAUAUAUAUAUAUUUAAAGGAAAUGUCUCUAAGAUGUUGAUGGGCCACCUAUACGCCAUUACAGUUUUUUUUAUUGCACUCAUACAUAUACUGAACAAAAAUAUAAAUGCAACAAUUUCAACGAUUUUACUGAGUUACAGUUCAUAUAGGGAAAUCAGUCAAUUGAAGUUAAUUAAUUAGGCCCUAAUCUAUGGAUUUCACAUGACUGGGCCGGGGCGCAGCCAUGGGUAGGCCUGGGAGGGUAUAGGCCCACCCACUUGGGAGCCAGGCCCAACCAAUCAGAAUUAGUUUUGCCCACAAAAGGGCUUUAUUACAAACAGAAAUACUCCUCAGUUUCAUCAGCUGUCCGGUUGACUGGUCUCCGACAAUCCCGCAGGUGAAGAAGCCGGAUGUGGAGGUACUGGGCUGGCGUGGUUACACAUGAUCUGCGGUUGUGAGGCCGGUUGGACGUACUGCCAAAUUCUCUAGAGAAAUUAACAUUCAGUUCUUUGGCAACAGCUCUGGUGGACAUUCCUGCAGCCAGCAUACCAAUUGCACGCUCCCUGAACACUUGAGACAUCUGUGGCUUUGUGUUUUGUGACAAAACUGCACAUUUUAGAGUGGCCUUUUAUUAUCCCCAAAAGUUUUUUUUUAAUUGUUGAGUUCAAAUAUCUUUUGGGAACAUGUAAGGAGAGAAAUAAUGUGAAGUUAAUGUACAAAUCUUGAAUAUUAAUUUAUCUGGGUUAUAAUAUAUACAUUUUAUUUUACCAUAUGUUUUAAUCAUGGGGAAUAUAAAUGCUGCCAAGAGUUAUUAUCAUGUAUUAAAUAAAUGGUGUAACAAAGUUCUGAAA
Messenger RNA from Salvelinus fontinalis (brook trout), 7980 nucleotides. Its product is annotated as palmitoyltransferase ZDHHC21-like. Gene Ontology annotation, biological process: protein targeting to membrane; peptidyl-L-cysteine S-palmitoylation. NCBI's taxonomy places the organism in Eukaryota, Metazoa, Chordata, Actinopteri, Salmoniformes, Salmonidae. The record is from RefSeq and is a predicted model, not a curated record. The transcript is spliced from 8 exons. Gene Ontology annotation, molecular function: protein-cysteine S-palmitoyltransferase activity. Gene Ontology annotation, cellular component: Golgi apparatus; endoplasmic reticulum. Bases 156 to 965 code for a protein of 269 amino acids.